GCGGGGUCUCGCGCGCGCUGUGGCGGCAGCGGCUGGAGGGGGCCCGCGGUGGCAGGACCGGGGGCGGCCGCUGCAGCCCGGACCCCCCAUGGUGCGCGGCGGCGGCCAGGCCGCAGGAGGAGCCCGAGGCCCCGGCCUCCCAGGCUGACCGCGCGGACCCGAGCGGCCCGGAGCCGCCGCCAUCCGUCCGGCCCCGCUGGGGCGCGGGCUGGCCCGCCAUGGGGUCCCUAUUCCGGAGCGAGACCAUGUGCCUGGCGCAGCUGUUCCUGCAGUCCGGCACGGCCUACGAGUGCCUCAGCGCCUUGGGCGAGAAGGGCCUGGUCCAGUUCCGAGACCUCAACCAGAAUGUAAGUUCCUUCCAAAGAAAAUUUGUCGGUGAGGUGAAGAGGUGUGAAGAACUAGAACGGAUAUUAGCGUAUUUGGUGCAGGAAAUUAAUAGAGCCGACAUUCCCCUUCCGGAGGGAGAGACCAGUCCUCCUGCACCACCUCUUAAACAAGUCCUGGAGAUGCAGGAGCAGCUGCAGAAGCUGGAGGUUGAGCUGAGAGAAGUCACCAAGAACAAGGAGAAGCUGAGGAAAAACUUGCUGGAGCUGAUCGAGUACACUCACAUGCUCAGGGUGACAAAAACCUUCGUUAAACGGAACGUGGAGUUUGAACCCACUUAUGAAGAAUUCCCUCCCUUAGAGAAUGAUUCCUUGUUGGACUACAGCUGUAUGCAGAGGCUGGGAGCAAAACUGGGAUUUGUAUCUGGCCUAAUUAACCAAGGAAAAGUGGAAGCAUUUGAGAAAAUGCUGUGGAGGGUCUGCAAAGGGUAUACCAUUGUGACCUAUGCAGAGCUGGAUGAGCCCCUCGAGGACCCUGAAACGGGAGAAGUUAUAAAGUGGUAUGUGUUUUUAAUAUCCUUUUGGGGAGAGCAGAUUGGCCACAAAGUUAAGAAGAUAUGUGAUUGUUACCACUGCCACGUUUACCCCUACCCGAACACUGCUGAGGAGCGGAAGGAGAUCCAGGAGGGACUGAACACCCGGAUUCAGGAUCUUUACACUGUGCUUCACAAAACCGAGGACUAUUUAAGGCAAGUGCUGUGUAAAGCCGCCGAAUCCGUCUACAGCCACGUCAUCCAGGUGAAGAAGAUGAAGGCCAUUUACCACAUGCUGAACAUGUGCAGCUUCGAUGUGACCAACAAGUGCCUCAUCGCCGAGGUCUGGUGUCCCGAGGCCGACCUGCACGACCUGCGCCGGGCGCUCGAGGAUGGCUCGAGAGAGAGCGGUGCUACGAUCCCCUCAUUUAUGAACACGAUCCCAACAAAAGAAACACCCCCAACUCUCAUCCGCACCAACAAGUUCACCGAGGGGUUUCAGAACAUCGUGGACGCCUACGGAGUUGGGAGCUACAGAGAAGUGAACCCAGCUCUCUUCACCAUCAUCACUUUCCCCUUUUUGUUCGCCGUGAUGUUCGGAGACUUUGGACAUGGCUUUGUGAUGUUCUUAUUUGCCCUCUUGCUGGUGUUGAAUGAAAACCAUCCCAGACUAAAGCAGUCACAGGAGAUCAUGCGCAUGUUUUUCAACGGCCGCUACAUCCUGCUGCUGAUGGGGCUGUUCUCGGUGUACACGGGCCUCAUCUACAACGACUGCUUCUCCAAGUCGGUCAACCUGUUCGGCUCUGGCUGGAACGUGUCCGCCAUGUACAGCUCCAGCCACGCCCCGGCGGAGCGCAGGAGGAUGGUGCUCUGGAAUGACUCCGUCGUCAGGCGCAGCAGGGUUUUGCAGUUGGACCCGAGUGUUCCUGGAGUGUUCCAAGGCCCUUAUCCUCUUGGCAUCGAUCCCAUUUGGAACUUGGCCACAAACCGUCUCACUUUUCUAAACUCUUUCAAAAUGAAAAUGUCUGUGAUUUUAGGAAUUAUUCACAUGACUUUUGGAGUCAUUCUGGGAAUAUUUAACCACUUGCAUUUCCGGAAGAAGUUCAAUAUUUAUUUGGUUUCCGUCCCGGAACUUCUCUUCAUGCUCUGCAUCUUUGGGUACCUCAUCUUCAUGAUUAUCUAUAAGUGGCUGGUGUACUCGGCCGAAACCUCCAGAGUUGCCCCGAGCAUUCUGAUCGAAUUUAUCAACAUGUUUUUAUUCCCGGCUAGUGAAACAAAUGGCCUGUACACAGGGCAGGAGCACGUGCAGAGACUGCUGCUGGCUGUCACCGCGCUGUCUGUCCCCGUCCUCUUCCUGGGAAAACCGCUCUUCUUGUUGUGGUUGCACAACGGGCGCAGCUGCUUUGGAGUGAGCAGGAGUGGUUACACGCUUAUAAGAAAAGACAGCGAGGAGGAGGUUUCUCUGCUGGGAAGCCAAGACAUAGAAGAAGGAACUAACCAGAUGGAAGAUGGAUGCAGAGAAAUGACAUGUGAAGAGUUUAAUUUUGGAGAAAUAUUAAUGACCCAAGUGAUUCAUUCCAUCGAGUACUGCCUGGGAUGCAUCUCCAACACCGCUUCCUACCUGAGGCUCUGGGCUCUCAGUUUGGCUCAUGCACAGUUGUCUGACGUCCUGUGGACCAUGCUGGUGCGCGUGGGCCUCCGAGUGGACACCACGUACGGAGUCCUGCUGCUGCUUCCGGUUAUCGCGCUCUUUGCAGUUUUGACAAUUUUCAUCCUUUUGAUCAUGGAAGGCCUUUCUGCAUUUCUUCACGCCAUACGCCUCCACUGGGUAGAAUUUCAGAACAAGUUCUACGUUGGUGCAGGCACCAAAUUUGUUCCUUUCUCAUUCAGACUGCUUUCGUCGAAAUUCAGUGACGACGUGGCAUGAUCGCGUUGCCGUACCUAACAAGCUGUCAGAUUUAUGGAGAAUUAUCAUGUUACAGAAUUUCAUUUACGUCAGAUUUACGAUAGGAAAAAUUCCGUCUUCAUUGAUUGCCUUAUGAUAUAGCCAAAUAAUUCUGUAAGAUAUACCUCUUCCUCUGUUAAAUAUUUUGUAAAGUUUAUCAACUUCAGAUCUCUAAAUUUCUUUCAGUUUUUACAAUGAGCAAAUAUAAGUCAAGGCCCAAAGUUACGUUUAAGUUUUUUUUAAAAUACAGGCUUGGGGGAGAGAAGCAGUUUUGAACGGCUCAUUGAAAAUGGUCUUAGAUACUCAAUUCCUUUUCACCCUAUUAAAAAAAAAAAGUCAUUCUGUUGCUUGACGUUGUCAGAUAAUAUUUUCCAACAGCUGAGGUUAAGUAUAGUUUUUUAAAAAAUUUAAUGACGGAUAAUCAAAAGAUUCACGUUCUGCCUGAUUACAAGUAUGUAAACAUUUUUUUACUGUAUGCUGUCUAGGCCUGCAAGUAGGGGACUGUUUCUACAAUUUUGUCCUGUUUUAAUAAUUGGGGAAAAUGGGAUAAAAUAACGAACAACAGAUGGUUAUCCCACUUGUAUAUUUUUAAAAAUAUUCUAAUCCUGUUAUCCUUAUGUAAAGCCAAUUAUGAUAAUUGUAUGUUUGAAAGAUAAAACUGUAUCCUGAGCCUUAAAACCCAGCGUGACUGUAGAAGAUACAAUGUGGAUGUGAUUUGAACUUAGAGACCAGCUUAGCUGAUGUCACUGAUGUUACUGAACCAAAAGGGGUUUAUAAUGAGUGAAGGGAAGAGCAAAAAGUAGUGUUUUGUAUAUUUUUAUAACAAAAUAUAAAUUAAGAUAUUUUACCAUGAAGAGAUUGCACCUCGAGAACAGUAUGAUUAUAAUUUUUUACUUUCAGACUAAUUCUAAAUAAAGGUCUGAUAAAAGAAUUUAGAGUUAAUUUAAACUUUCAAA
Molecule: messenger RNA, 3757 nt
Organism: Lutra lutra (Eurasian river otter)
Lineage: Eukaryota; Metazoa; Chordata; Mammalia; Carnivora; Mustelidae
Gene: ATP6V0A2
Product: ATPase H+ transporting V0 subunit a2
Exons: 20
Coding region: 219-2783 (854 amino acids)
Biological process (GO): proton transmembrane transport; vacuolar acidification
Cellular component (GO): vacuolar proton-transporting V-type ATPase complex; plasma membrane; vacuolar proton-transporting V-type ATPase, V0 domain
Molecular function (GO): ATPase binding; proton-transporting ATPase activity, rotational mechanism
Source: RefSeq, a predicted model, not a curated record